This is a messenger RNA of Boeremia exigua, 2057 nucleotides long. RefSeq names its product CRAL-TRIO domain-containing protein. Lineage: Eukaryota; Fungi; Ascomycota; Dothideomycetes; Pleosporales; Didymellaceae. The record is from RefSeq and is a predicted model, not a curated record. Bases 209 to 1930 code for a protein of 573 amino acids. The transcript is spliced from 3 exons.
GGUCCGGACCGCCCGGCGUCGCGAAUCCCGCACGCCGCAGGGCCGAUAUGAUCUUGUGCGCUAGCAGACAUGCCGUCACCCGCCGCAGGGCGCUCAUAGCUGGACGCGAUGACGCGAAAUAUUACUUACAUCUGACCGCUGUCCGUCUGCCGUGCCGUCCUGGACAACCCUCACUCCCCUGAAACCUUCCACACGACACACUAUUAUCAUGGCGGACCUCAGCAGAGUCGAGUCAAUGCAGUAUCCUGCGGGGCAUUUAGCCCAUCUUACAGAGAACCAGCAGGCGCAGUUGGAAGCAUUUGAGAAGCUUGCGCAGGAAAAAGGCUACUUCACGCCCGGCACAGACACAACCGAUGCCAGCCAUGACGACGAGACGAUGCUUCGAUUCUUGCGCGCGCGUCGCUUUGUAGCAUCGGAAGCCUUCAAGCAGUUCAAGGAUACAGAGGACUGGCGCAAGGACCAGAAUAUCCACGAUCUCUUCGAGACCAUCGAGGUCGAAGAGUAUGAGCAGACGCGCCAGCUGUAUCCCCAAUGGCUUGGCCGACGCGACAAGCGCGGCAUUCCGCUCUACCUAUUCGAGGUUGCACCUUUGAAUUCCAAGAACAUUUCCGCGUACGAGAAAGCCCUUGCCAAGGCAAAGACCACCUCACCAAAGGUCGCAACGAAGAACCUUCGUCUGUUCGCCCUCUACGAAUCGCUCACUCGUUUUGUCACUCCUUUUUGCUCCAUGGUCACACGGCCGCAUCCUGAGACCCCCAUCUCGCAGAGCAACAACAUUGUCGACAUCAGCAACGUGGGGCUCAAGCAGUUCUGGAACCUCAAGAGUCACAUGCAGGACGCGUCGGUCCUGGCUACAGCUCACUACCCCGAGACGCUCGACCGUAUCUUCAUCGUUGGCGCUCCUGGCUUCUUUCCCACUGUCUGGGGCUGGGUCAAGCGUUGGUUCGACCCGAUCACCGUUUCCAAGAUUUUCAUCUUGUCGCCAGCCAAUGUUUACGCGACUCUCUCCGAGUACAUCGAUCACGAAAACAUUCCCAAAAAGUAUGGCGGUGGACUAGAGUUCGGUUGGACCCAAAUGCCAAACUUGGAUCCAGAAAUCGAAGCUGCCAUGAAGUGGGAAAACCCAAGCAUGGAGAACGGCAGGAAGACCUUGCCUACCGGGCCUGUGAAGUGGGAGAAGGGUCCGGACGGAGACAUGCAAGCCUGGGCAGUAGGUCGAGAGAACGGCCAGCCUCGACGAAAGCUCAUCUUCACUAUACCUAAGCCCGUAGGAUUCAGGACGAAGCCUGUGGUCAACACGCCAGCGCAUGAGCUCGGCGAUCCACUCACGACUGUUGGCACUGCCACUCACCCUCCAGAUGUAGAAGACUCGGUCGCCGACCAGUCUCCUCCCUCAGACUCACCAGCCCUAUCUGAAACAAACCAAACGCCGAACGUGGCCGUAGCCAGCACAGCACCUUCGUCUACCCCUGCACAGACAGCACUGCCUAUCCGCGAGGGUACUUCAGAAGCGCGCUUCGAACAACAAGACAAGACACAUGCGUCAGGCCAACUUGCAGAGGGUACACCAGAUGCUGCUGUAAAGGAUCAUGGCUACGGUGAUAAGACAGUGACGAUGGAACCCAACACAGUCGGCCAGGCGCCAAAACAAAUACCACUCCCCGAGCGCGAAGAGCCCCCUGCGCCAGGCUAUCUCGAGCAGGCACAGAACGCAGCUGCUCAGGCCUCAGGAUACGUUGCCUCAACAGUCACUUCUGUGGCCGGUGCUGUGACCGGCGCGGUGUCAGGCAACGCAGAGAAGAAGGAGGAAAUUGUCGAACCCACACAUACCAAGAGCCCUGCAGAGCAACAGCUGGACUCACAAAUCGACGCGGCCAAGGACCAGAAUGUAGAAGUGUUCCUGCGCGAGCAGAAUCGCAGCCGGGCAUAGAAAGUCUGGUGUUGCGUCGUGUUCUCGGUGAGGCGGUGUACGAUACCAAAUGGCGAAGAUAGCUCUGCCUCUCAACCCCUGUCCGAUCUCCGGCGUGGGCUUACGAAUGAAUGUUCAUCUUAAUCCC